Molecule: messenger RNA, 1455 nt
Organism: Melitaea cinxia (Glanville fritillary)
Lineage: Eukaryota; Metazoa; Arthropoda; Insecta; Lepidoptera; Nymphalidae
Exons: 1
Coding region: 1-1455 (484 amino acids)
Molecular function (GO): catalytic activity
Source: RefSeq, a predicted model, not a curated record
AUGAAAAAAGCACAAAGAAGGAAAAAAGUUAAAAAACGGCUGCACUUUCUCCCACUGAAGGUGCACCUCAUUAACAUCCGAGGUUUGCAUUCCAAUAUUGACCCGGUCUACCACCACCUCGAGACCGUGAAGCCGCAUCUGUUUUUCUUAACGGAGACGCAAAUCAAAUGUCCAGCAGAUGCGACGUACCUCAACUACCCAUGCUACUCAUUAGAACAUAAGUUCAAGGAACACGCUGGGGUCUGUGUGUACGUCCGCAAUGAUAUUUGCUAUAAGCGACUCCGGUGCUUUGAAGCGACCGGGUUCUCUACAUUGUGGGUUUUAGUGGACACCGGCGUGGACAAGACUGUCUACGCCUGUGUUUAUCGGUCGCACAGUGGAGAUCAGGAGACAACCAGGCUCUUCGACCACCUUACAGAGAUGGCAGACAAAGCGCAGCAACGGUAUCCGACGGCGGAACUCGUUUUUCUCGGGGACUUUAACGCCCACCACGAGCAGUGGUUGUUCCCGUACGAGAAAACAUGCCACGCUGGGAGGGAGGCGCGCAAAUUCGCGUUAGCACUCGAUCUUACCCAGAUGGUACAGGUUGCAACACGGGUACCAGAUAUUGCUAGCCAUACAGCCAAUUGCCUGGACCUUCUGCUGACUACAGAUCCAGACAGACACUCGGUCUCAGUAUCUGCCCCUCUAGGAUCAUCCGACCAUUGUCUGGUGAAAUCCAUAUCGACCGCCUCUCCUCCGGACAACUGUCCAAGGGGCACAAGAAGAGUGUGGCGAUAUGAGUUAGCGGACUGGGAAGAGAUGCGGCAUUUCUAUGCAUCUUUCCCUUGGCGGCAUGCCUGUUUUUCCUCGGGUGACCCCUCGUGUUCGGCUGAGGCAGUUGCGGGCGUGAUUCGACAGGGAAUGGAAUACUUUAUACCAUUCUCCGACAUAUCGCUCGACCACAAAUCCCGACCUUGGUACAAUGCUGAGUGCGCCCAUGCUGAAGCCCUGAAAGAGUCUGCUUACAAAGCUUGGGUACAAGUCCGCGAUGCCAAAGCUGGAGCGCGGAGGGUUCGCACGAGGAAGAAAGCUUUUAAUUCAGCCGCCAAGUCCUGCAAACGGAUAUUACAAAAGGCCCGAUUCGACCAUAUCCGUCGUAUAGGCGCUAAACUUGCCUCCUACCCCCCUGGUAGUAAACAAUUCUGGUCUCUGUCGAAGGCAGUAGAGUCCAAUUUCUGCCGCCCUACAUUGCCUCCUCUGCAGAAGCCUGAUGGUUCGCUAGCUCACUCGGCAGUGGAAAAGGCAAACUUGUUUGCAUCUCUCUUUGCGAGCAAUUCGCGUCUUGACGCUAGCUCUACACAACCACCAUCCUUGCCUCGAUGUGACUCUUCUAUGCAAGAGAUCACGAUUUACAAUAAAGAGGUCCGUAGAGUUUUGCUGAACCUUGACGUGAAUAAGACUAGUUGGACCUGA